AUGCGACGAGUGGCUUCAGUAGGUUCAUCCAUAGUAUGGACAAGACACAUUACGUAUCGAUACAACUCAACCCUAGCAAUAUCAGUACCAUCAAGUGAACAUAUACUUCAUAACGUGUACAAACAACGUGCAGACAAUGGCGAGGUCACGUAUGACCCAGUUCAAGUGCGUGCUGUGCAUUAUUUAGACGCUUUAUACGAUGAAAUUAUACGUUAUGGAGGUCCAAAGACUACUGUAUGGACUACAAAUUCAUCGCCAUCAUCAUGGUGGCGCAAGUUUAUAAUUCGCAAAGAGAAGGAUCACGCCAUCAGUCCCAAGUCAAUCAUGAAUGGACCCAAGGGACUAUAUCUCUAUGGUGGUGUCGGCUGUGGCAAGACGUAUGUAAUGGACAUGUUCUUUGAUCUUGUACCAGUGACAGAGAAACUUCGUGUGCAUUUUCAUGCAUUUAUGCUGGAUAUUCACAAGCGAAUGCAUGAAUUACGACGACAAGGUCAUCAUGGGGAUCCAAUUCCACAGAUUGCAGAUCACUUACUGAUGGAUAGUUGGUUAUUAUGUUUUGAUGAGUUUCAAGUGACGGAUGUAGCAGAUGCACUGAUAUUGCGACGACUUUUUUCAGCCAUGUUAGAACGAGGUUUUGUUAUGGUAGCGACGUCAAAUCGACCACCUCGUGAUUUGUACAAGAAUGGACUACAACGAGAGCUGUUUGUGCCCUUCAUUGACCUGCUUGUAGAACGCUGUAAUGUCGUAUCGUUGGAAGAAUCGACAAUUGAUUAUCGAGUGCUAAAGAGUGCUACGCAAGCUGCUAAUGUGUACGAGUGCUUGAUCACUAAGGACACGCGUGCGGCGUUUGACUAUGAAUUUAAAACCUUCUGCGGUGGAGAAGAGACUGUAAGCACCCAUGUAAUGACGCAAGGACGUAAAGUACACAUUCCAGAGGCUGCAGUGAAAGCUGGUGCAUGUCGCUUUUCAUUCAAUGAUUUGUGCGAUGAACCUCUGGGAGCAGCUGAUUACUUGGCGAUUGCUGAAGCUUUCUCGGUCGUUUUCGUAAGCGAUAUACCUUUACUCAAUGCCGAGCGGCUAAAUCAGGUGCGGCGUUUUAUCACAUUUGUCGACUGUAUGUACGAUCAGGGUGUGCGGUUACAUUGUCUUGCACCAGAAAGCCCCGAGCAUCUCUACCAAGUCGACACUGGCACGAAGUCGCACGUUGACGAAGUCUUUGCAUUCGAUCGCACGGUUUCUCGCUUGCUUGAGAUGGGAAGCGAGGCGUAUCUGUUGGCACAUAGCGAUCGACAGGACAAACUGCGCAUUCAGCCUCAUGAGCAUUUGUUUUUAGCUCCUAGCACCGCUGAAACUGUGAAUGAGUCUGAGAGCAUUGGAGAAGAGGAUGAGCAUUAUGAGGAAGCUGCAAGUGCAGGAAAUCGUAUAGACAUCGGUGCUUUUUGCACGCUUUAUGAUCUACCAGAGCUUCGUCGCUGUCUAAUUGGCUUGGAACGUAGGGACAUGGCCAUGGUUGUGGUCAAGCCGAACAAACUACCGGCUUUGCGUUUGAUGGCGUCUUUGUCCAUGCGUUAA
This is a messenger RNA of Peronospora belbahrii, 1572 nucleotides long. NCBI's taxonomy places the organism in Eukaryota, Oomycota, Peronosporomycetes, Peronosporales, Peronosporaceae. The record is from the annotation of a GenBank genome assembly.